Messenger RNA from Medioppia subpectinata, 633 nucleotides. Lineage: Eukaryota; Metazoa; Arthropoda; Arachnida; Sarcoptiformes; Oppiidae. The record is from the annotation of a GenBank genome assembly.
AUGACCUUCUAUUGGCUAUGCGCCCGAAACUUUGGUGCCAUGACUUGUAAUUCUUGUAAAGCAUUCUUCAGGAGGACUGGCCUUAAAAAUCAAUUGAUUUGUGCCUCAAAUGGCAAAUGCGAUAUCAAUGUAAUGACCAGAAACACUGAAAACAAUGUUACAGACAUUACACUAAAUGAGACACUUGUGGUGACGACAGAUAUAAAGGAAAAGCCAGAAAACACGGCAAUUGUUCCCAUGUUUAGGGAAAUCACGGAUUAUAACGGUUUGAAUGAAUUGGAAAACAAGCGGAUACGGGAACUGACGAGCGCUGCCCUCAUGUUAAAUUACAAUAUAUCUGAUAAUAUACUGCCGGCCAAUAGUUUGGACGAAAUGAUACAAACGUGUGGCUCUCGACAAGAGGAUGGAGUGCUGACCAUGGUCAAUUUUGCUAAAUCAUUGUCCGGAUUCAGUACGAUAUGCAGGGAUGAUAGGGUGGCGCUAAUGAAGUACGGCUACAAUGAUUUGCUGACAAUUCGGACGAUAAAGCUUUAUGAUAAAAGCGCAGAGAAUUUUUACAUCCCUUUAUUAACGGCAAUCGCUUUCUAUAACCCGAAUCGACCGAAUCUAAUACAUAAAUAUAGUGUAAAGUAA